Messenger RNA from Botrytis porri, 1377 nucleotides. RefSeq lists its product as uncharacterized. The transcript has 7 exons. Lineage: Eukaryota; Fungi; Ascomycota; Leotiomycetes; Helotiales; Sclerotiniaceae. The record is from RefSeq and is a predicted model, not a curated record. Bases 1 to 1377 code for a protein of 458 amino acids. Gene Ontology annotation, molecular function: protein binding.
AUGUUUUACACCGGCGAUAUCAAUAGCGGGAUCAGCAAAGCUUUAGCGGAAUCUAAACUUGUUGCAUGUUUCGUAACGAAUGGUAACGAAGAAAGUAAACUCUGGGAAGAUGAUUUCUUAAGAGAUUCCGAGUUAAGUUCUCACCUACAAGAAAGAACGGUUUUGUUGCGUCUCAGUGCUGGUUCUGAAGAAGCCAACUAUCUCGCUGCAAUCUUUCCUAUUCCAAAAGCACCAACUCUGGUUGCUAUACGGAAUGGAGAACUCAAAGAAUACUUAAGUGCAGGCAUAUCCAAAGACGACUUUCUAACGCGAUUCAAGAAAGCUUUGGAUUCUACAUCUAACCAGAGGAAUGUCGAGAAUGAUCGCCCUGUGUCACCAAAUGGAGCGCGAACCUUAGAGAAUUCAGAACAACGUACGUCCGAAGGCCAAUUAUCGGGUGCUUCACCCACUGGGAAUCCUAACACCGGCUCUACGCCCGCUUUACAAUCCACUCGUAAUAAUGCUACUGGGCAACCGAGCUCGAGCUCUCUUCCUAAAGAUCCUAAAGGUAAAUUACCCGAAGACUCAAGGGGCACUGCGGAAGAUCACUCUAAAAAACCAUCUCAAGCGGCGGACACCGUUAGUUAUGCUGCGACUCAAAAGAAGCGUCAGCAAGAGGCCAGAGAAGAGCGAGCGCGUAUUCUUGCACUCGUUGAGAGUGACAAAGCAAGAAGACGAAACGAUGCAGGACGCAAGCCUAGCCGUAGUACUAACUCCGCAGAACAGCCAGUGGUAUCCAGCGACAAGGAUAUAUCCAUACCAACCCCGGUGUCAAAGGCGCAGGAUUGUGCCCUUCAGAUCAGACUUUUCGAUGGAUCUUCUAUUCGUUCCAGAUUUCCUAGCACCAGUACCCUAAGUGGUGACGUGAGAAAGUGGAUUGACAGUCAACAAAAGGACGACGUGCCUUAUAUAUUCAAGCACGUUUGUACGCCUUUGCCAAAUAAAACCCUCUCAAUGACCGAUGAAAGUCAACACUUGGCAUCGUUAGGUCUGUUUCCAAGCGCCACACUUAUCAUUGUUCCGGUUCAAACAUAUACUUCGGCUUAUGAAGCAACAGAAUCAAGUGGCAUCUUAUCCAGAGGGAUUGCUGCUGGAUACGGCCUCGGCGCCUGGGGUGUCAAUAGGGUAUUAAAUACUCUUGGCGGCAUUGUUGGUGGUUCAGCUGCUGCAUCGGGUACAGAACAGGUGGCCGGACCUAGCGCAUCAGCAGGAGGUAGCCGUGCGUCAAAUUUAAGAACUCUUAGAGAUCAGAAUGAUAAUGACAACCAUCAUGAGUUGUACAACGGAAAUACGCUUAACUUCGAGCCUCGGAGGGAUGAAAACGACAGGAAAGAUUGA